AUGAAAGUGGAUGUCAAACUCGAGCGAGAAUAUGGAGAGGCGAGGAAAGCGGCUGUCCUCUCGAUUCUCUUGGCCACUCUCUCCACGAUUCUCUUCAUUUCCUCUUUUCCGGUCUUCAUCUAUUUACAGCAAUCAUUCAGAAACGAUCUCGAUCAAGAGUUGACGAGUUGCCGCCUCGAUGUGUAUUUGUUAUGGAGAGAGUAUGAAGAGUUGACGGUUUACCUCAACGUGAAACCGCGGUUGAAAAGAGAGGCACAAAUGAAUGAUGGAGAGAUUCAUCAUCACGUCGCUGCUCAUGGCGUCUCCGUGUUGUAUGGGACGAGGAUUGGCAUUCAACCAUCUUCUCACUUCUCAAACUCCCAACCCCAUCCCCCACCUCCACCAACCGACGAGCAAGUGGUGAUGACCGGGAAUGGGAUCGGAGGAAAACGAGUUGGCACAGGGAAAUCGGCGAGAGUGACCAGGAGAAAGGAUACUUCAAGAGGCUCAAAGCCUGAUCGUCGCUCGAGUAUUUCCCUGAUUUCCGGCGGUGAUUCGAUAGUGCCGAUCCCAUUGCCAAUUGUUGAUCCAUUGACCGGAAAAGUUCCAUUUCCACAGCCCCUUAUCGGCCUGCCCGCCGCAGCGGUGCCCGAGCAAAACGGUUUCCUCUUGCAGGAUAAAAAGUACAAAAUCCACUACAUCACCUCACCGACGAGGGAUCAAAUAAGGAAUGGAAUCAAAUUGGAAAAGAAAAAGACAAACGAACGGAGUGCUUCCAUCCCAACAAAUAGUAAGACUCAGCAGCGAAAAUCCCGGUACGAGCAAUUCCUCGUGCUUGACCAAACAACAACCGUUGCACCGAUUUUUGCGACUCUUGGCACAAAGCCGAGAGCACCGAUCGAGGUGGAAUACGAGGAUACGUGGAGCCAUUUCACACAAUCCUUUUCCUCAAGAGCUCCACCAUCAUUUGGCCCGAAACGACCCACCUCCACUCAGGCACCGAUCGUUCAGCCACAGAUCGAUCCACAAACUCUACCCUGGCAGGAUCCAUUGACUCAACAAUGGCCCCAAAUUGAGCCACAGUUCAUCCCGACAAUGUCGUUCUUUCCACCGCAAAAUGAGCACAAAGAAUUCGAUGAAGACGGUGGCUGCUGUGUGGGUGAGCCGGGUGAUCCCGGCCCGCCCGGGAUCGAUGGGGAUCCGGGCUUCGACGGUCUACCCGGCGAGGAGGGUCACGAUGGGCAAGAUGGACAAGAUUUCGGAGAGCUCCCGGUAGUGGAGUUAGGCGCCGAGGAGGACGGCUGGUGCAUGAUUUGCGAACCAGGAAUCCCUGGACCAAGAGGUCAACCGGGAGCUCGUGGCGACAGGGGUCCACCCGGACAGAUCGGACCUCAAGGUCCAGCUGGGCGCACAAAGAAAGGGGCAAAGGGACUACAAGGCCCAGCUGGAGUAGCUGGUCGACCUGGGAGGAAGGGUGAACCGGGUUCUGGCGGCAAGGUCAUUUACGAGGAGGGACCCUUGGGACCUAAGGGUCCACCCGGGACUCCAGGACUUCCAGGGCCACCCGGAGAGGAGGGGAUACAGGGUGUUGCUGAAGACGGGCCACUUGGAGAACGAGGCGGUCCUGGGAAUGCGGGAGUGCCUGGAAUCCCCGGGAUCCCAGGUCGACCCGGUCCCACUGGGAAUCCUGGACCCUCAGGAAGUUGCAAGCACUGCAAUCAACAACAAUCAUCGCAAAGGAGUCGACGGAAUCGUCGUCGGCUACGAUGGCGCAAUAAUCAC
This is a messenger RNA of Mesorhabditis belari, 1761 nucleotides long. Lineage: Eukaryota; Metazoa; Nematoda; Chromadorea; Rhabditida; Rhabditidae. The record is from the annotation of a GenBank genome assembly.